AUGACGACAGCAACCGUUGCAGCGCAGCAGAGUGAGAACUUGGGACGGUAUCCCUGCAGCAGCAGCAGCAGUGGCGGCAGCGGCAACAGCGGCUACGCCACAACCACGGCCACCGGCACACCCAGCACCCAGCGGUUCACAAUGAACGACACUCAACAGCAGCAGCCGCAGCCGUUGCAUACGAUCGACAACAGCCCGCAACAUCAGCAGAACACGAACGGUAGCAGCGGUGGUCUCAGCAUAGCGGCCAACCUAGCCCUGCACGGUGGCGUCCCCUCCAACGGUAGCAACAGCAACGGCCCCGGCAACAGCAACAUCAACCACGGGAGCAGCAAACACCGCAGCGGCGGCUCGCUGAACGAGGCCAAAAUGGAACACCACCACCUGCGAGAGCAGCAGCACCAUCAGUCCCAACAGCAGUCCCAGCAACAACAGCACCAUCAGCAACAGUUACAGCAGCAACAACAGCAUGCGCUACACAGCCGGCUCCGCGGCGUGUCACCGACGCCGUCCGAACAGCAGUACGCCCUCAAGUGGAACGACUUCCAGUCGUCGAUCCUGUCGUCCUUCCGGCAUCUGCGCGACGAGGAGGACUUUGUCGACGUGACGAUUGCCUGCGAGUCGCGAUCGUUCACGGCACACAAGGUCGUGCUGAGCGCCUGCAGUCCGUACUUUCGCAAGCUACUGAAGGCGAACCCCUGCGAGCACCCGAUUGUCAUCCUGCGUGACGUGCGCUCGGAGGACAUCGAGAAUUUGCUUCGAUUUAUGUACAACGGCGAGGUACACAUCGGACAGGAUCAGUUAAGCGAUUUCCUCAAAACAGCCCAGCUGCUGCAGGUGCGCGGCCUAGCCGAUGGUACGACUGGCGGCAACCCGACCGGUGGCCGCACGUCAGCCAACUCGUCCAUGCUAAACUCCUCACUAUCGACACCUGCCGUGCAGGAGCUAAAGGCAUCACCGACGUCCACCUCGUUACCGUGGGAGCUGCCGGACGACACGAAUCCGGCCCCGCCGCCCCAGAAGCGCACCAAGAGCUCGGAGCUGUACCGCAAACAGCACGGCCUCAGCCCCGACGAUCCGAUCCCGCUCGAUCUGCUGCCGAUCGGGCAGCACCCGCUGACCCGGGAACGCGACCGUUCGAAGGACAAGAGCAAGGACCACCACCAGCACCAGCACCGGGGCUCGUCCGAGCACGACCUGCACCAACACCACCACCACCAUCACCACCACCAGCAGCAGCAACAGCAGCGCGAGCGGGACCGAAGUUUGGAGCUCCGCGAGUCCCUUCUCGGGCAGGCGCUCGAAGGUGGACCAACCCUGACGGUACCGUCGAAACAUCCCGAUCUGCUCUCGCUACAGGCCGUGGCCAGCGGGGAGGACUCGAACAGCAGCGACACGGCCGCCUCCGACCACGGUGACGACAUCGAGGGCCUGAACGGCAACGUGGAGCACACGCGGCCCUCGUUCCCGUUCCUCGGCCUGCAGGGCAUCCCCGGUCUGAUACCGGGGCCGUCCGGUAUGCACGGCGACAAUUUCGAUGCGCGCCAACAUUGCGACGCGUUGAUCAAGGAGGAGAUCGACGACGCGACGCAGCGAAGCGACCUGUCCCCGUCGCGCACGUCUCCCGACAGGCGCAGUCGCGACCACGAGCGGGCCCAGAACGAUCUCGACUACGGUAGAUCGGGCCGUCAGCAGCAGCAGCAACACCUUCACCAUCGCCGUCUGGCGAAGCGGUUCAAACGCCACCAAUUCGAGCACUCGCACCACGCAGCGGCUGCGGAAGCUGCCGCUGCCCAGCAGCGAUCGGGCGGUGGUGGGCCGGUGGCGGCAUUCCACGACGAGUCGGGUGAUGAUCGUGAUCGUGAGACUGAGCGCCGUGCCGCCGGGUUGUCGGCACUGGACGACGCCCGGGAAGCUCUCGCCUUGCGGCGGCGGCCAAUUACAAACCACACCGAAGUGCCAGCUCGGCGGAAGCCGACGUUCAGCGACAGUAGCAAGCUUGGGGGAAGCAACCGCCACCACCACCAGCACCAGCACCACCGGUACGACGAGGACGACCCGGACGACGAAGACGGACGUCGUGGUCGAGGGGAACGGCGUGUGCCGGCACACGCCGGCGAGCAGGAGGACGAUGACGAUGACAAUAUGGGCGCAAUGCGCGACGAGGAGGACGAGUACGAAGACGGGGGGGCGGCUAGCGAGGAGAACGAGGUAGAUCUGAAGGUGGACGGACGGCUGUCGGCCAUCGCCACCACGCUGGACAGUGAGUACCACAAGCGGAUGGCGGCGGCCGGUGUCCUGGCGGCGGCAGCUGCGGCCAGCGCCGUCAGCAGCAUGAACGGAGCGGCCGCCCUUGGCGACGCUGGCAGCGAGCAGGCGGCGGCCGACUUCUUCGCCGCCCACCACAAGGCCGGCACGCACGAGCUGGCCUUCAAGCAGCACUUCCUCAACGAGAAGGUACGCCUGCAGGCUCUGCUUCAGCGGCAGGCCCAGCAGCACCAGCACCACCACCACCAAAAGCUGGCCGGGUUUCUGCUCUCGACGGCCAGCACCCCGCCGACGCCCACCCUGACGCCCACCAGCGUGUUGAAUCUCGGGCAGGCGAGUGGCUCGGAUCAGCGCGGCGGCUCACAGUCGCCGGCGGCCAGUGGCUGCCGUCCCUCGGCGGCUACGGUGGCCGCUAGCGGUGUCGGUGGUGCUAAUGCAUCCACCGGUGGCGGCUACGACUCGGGCGCGGGGGGCAACAGUAACGGUAGCGGCAACAGCAAACAGCAAUCGUCCGUGGCGGCCGUUGCUGCUGCAGCUGCCGCCGCCGAUCGCCUUUUUGCCGCCGCUUAUAGCAGCGCAGGGGGUGGCGGAAGCGGUAGUGGCACUGCUGCUGCGCCGCCAUCUGUGCCGGGCAGUAGCAGCAGCAACAACACCGGUGGUGGUACCAAAGGUAGUAGCUCUAGCACCAGCACCGGCGGUAAUGGCACCGGAAGUGGCCAGGGCAAUGCCACGGGCCAGGUCUAUCUGCUGCCCUGUCCCCUGUGCGAGGUCCCACUGGAGCCGCGCGUUUUCCGACAACACCUGGACCGCCACUACCCUCGGGACAGUCCCGUGUGUCCGGUGAUCCAAUGCGGAAGGCGCUUCGCGCACCCGAACUCGGUGCGCAACCAUAUGCGCCUGAAGCACACGAACCAGUGGGCCCAGAUGAAGGCGAUGCGCUCCUCCGGCGGUCCCUUCACGGGCAUUCCGUGA
Anopheles cruzii is the source of this 3240-nucleotide messenger RNA. RefSeq names its product homeotic protein female sterile-like. Gene Ontology annotation, cellular component: nucleus. Lineage: Eukaryota; Metazoa; Arthropoda; Insecta; Diptera; Culicidae. Bases 1 to 3240 code for a protein of 1079 amino acids. The transcript has 6 exons. The record is from RefSeq and is a predicted model, not a curated record. Gene Ontology annotation, biological process: regulation of transcription by RNA polymerase II. Gene Ontology annotation, molecular function: protein binding.